GGCUGCUGCUUCUAGCGCUGGCUGGCCCGCAUCCCCGGAUGAAAAAGUCGGCCUGCUGUCAGGCAGAUGAGUAAUGGCGAGCAAGUGGUUUUCGUCGGUUUGAGGUUAUCUAGUAAUUUGCCGAAGAGGUAUUCCCUCGCCGCCCAGUGAUGCGCCAUGGUGUGCAAAGAAGAAAUAUAUUCGUGGUUUAAACAGUUAAAUGGUGCGGUAAGGAUAGAUACCAUGUGUGGUUUGCUCAACUUGUGCUUACCCUUGGAGCUGCGGUUUUUGGGCACUUGCGUAGAAGAUUUAGCUAGCAAGGACUACGCGUACUUCCGAGAAGCAGAACUGCGCGCAAAUAACUUCAACGAGCUGUCCAAGUGCACCAAUGUUAGGGACGCUGUAUCGCGAAGUAAGCUGAUCACUUCGCUAGCCUUGCUGCACCUCUCCAACCGCAGUUGCUCGCAUGCAAUCUUCGAAGCCCUGUUCGAAGAGAUGAAGUGCGCCAAACAUGAGACGUACGACACAAAGACCCUGGAAGAGAUGCUGCUUCUGUUCACCAUGGCCACGCAUCAUCCGUCGUUCAGCUUUGACGAGCGCUCAGAGUUCGUCAAGUUCCGCGAAAAGCUGGAGAGUCUUUGGGCAGCUCAGGGCAUGGCUGUGGCAGCCCCCGUCGAGAGCUACAUGGUUCCUUGCGUGCCCUACACUAUGCCCUUCAUGCCUCCCUAUCCUGUACCGGCUGAUGCAGUAGCACCUCCACCUUAUGUGCAAGGCUGCAGUCGUGCCCACAGUGUGCAGAAAGCACGCCUCUCUAGUAUUGAGGUGAAGCCUGAGCCUCAGUGUAAGAGGUCAGUCAAACUGAGCCUACAGUGGUCGGACAGACACCAGACAGAGGUGGUGCGUUCAUUUCAGGAGAUCUCUGGCCUUUCUCAGAAGCUCUCUCGUCUGAGUGCUUCUGACCCAUCGUGUAGUGGAAAGGCAAUUCCUCAGCUACCGGCCUGCGUAGAAAAAAAUGAGGAGCUGGAUGGAAUGUUCGAACUCUCGGAAUAUUUCAACUGGGUUGCGAGCCUUCCACCAAGCUACCUGGAGAAUGAAUUGGUGGGCCCUUUCUUUGAGCCAACGCCGUGUGGCAAGCCUGGCUUCGUGCCCUCUGCUGCUGUGGUGCCCGAGACGAGCUUGCCCAUGGCUCCUGAAGAUCCUCGUGUGGGGCUGCUGGCCUUCUAUGGGGGCAGUGCAGAUGCCCCAAUAACCAGAGCACCGCCUCUUCUGGCCCCAACUGUUGGCUCCAUGAUGCCACCUAUCGUGGGUCCCAGUGUGAACUGUGCAGGUCAGGGCACUGAGCAUGCGGGACCAUCGCCAUGCAACUCUCCUCUCUCCUCGGCACCAGCGUCGCCCUAUGAAUCGCCACCAACAUCGGGCUGCAACUCGCGUGCCACAUCUCCUUGGACUGGUACUGCUGUGACGAGGAUGCAUUGGGAUGGUACACCAGCAUCAGUUGAAGAGCUGCUGCACCGUGCUCAUCUCAAGAAAUACUAUCACAUGUUUAAAAACUGCACCCUCGAUGAUGUUCUAGCCAUGAAUGAAGAGAGUAUGAAGCAAAAAGGCCUUCCUGCUAGUUGUUCAAGGAGACUGCUCAAAGAAAUUGCCUCGUUGAAGAGCCACACCAAUGGAUUGCUGAGCAACCGUACCGUGAACGCCGGGACAGCAGCUGCUUUUAGCCAUGCUAGUGGGGAGAGUUCUACCACAUCCUGCUCUUCAGAGUGUUCCAGCCCUUCUCCUCCACCUGCACUCAAAGCCGUCCGCACACACAGCCCAGCUAGUUCAGGCUCGGAUGACAGCACACAACCAUCAACUGGUAGCUCCUAUGGUCCAGGUGGUGCUAAAUGGCCUGCUGCCUGCGAAGUCGCUGAGGCUGCUGCCAGUGUGAUACCACCUGAAGCUGCCCGCCUAGGAAGCCAGCCACCAUCAGUGAUGCCCCUUCGGUACCCACCUCCUGGCUCUGUCCUGGUGGAGCCUCAGCACCGGUUUUUGUUGCUCACUGAUCGGCCAGCCUAUGGCCCAUCUCGUGCGCCAGUGCGUGCCUUGGCACCAGUCGUGAAGACUGCCACGGAUGGCGUAUCCCAUAGUAACCCCGCAGUGACAACCACAGCAACCUUUGGGCCCAUGUACAGUGUGGGAAUAAUGCCAGCAGGAGUGUUCCCACAGCACUCAUUUCCCCCGUUCCUACAUGCGGGCCACCAGAGCAAUGGCUACUUGUCAUUCCUGUCAGGUGCGGGCUAUGUGGCCCCACCUACAACGGCAGCAGCCUAUGUUCCCCUAGCCACGUUUGGUGGGCCCUCUGUGGUGGUGCCUCCUCCCCCCACCAGUGCCAAGGUGGCCAGCUGCUACAACUGCGGCCUGGUUGGUCAUCGGGGCCACGAGUGCAAAGAGGCCACAGUGGAAGAGGCCACCAAGUCCGCCCAGUUUCGACUCCACUUUGCACCUGCUGGAGCAGCUCCUGAGGCGCAGCCAUGAGGCCAGCUUUAAAUAUACCUGUGUACAUAUGCCCCAACUCCUUGCUCGGUGCAGAAGGGACUGUCACCCGGCAUGACAACUGCUGUGCAGUGGCAACCAGCCAGUCUCCCCAUUCAUGGUUUAGUGCAAACUGUGGGCUAGUUCACUCUGUGUUCAGCAUGCUUUGCUGCCUCUCCACAGGAUCCCACUCUGUGCUUUCUCAAGUUGCUUAAUGCUGUUACAGGGAGACAUUGGCGAACUGAACUUGUCUUUACUGAAGUCUCUGGCAUAGCUCUAACAAUGCCUGUUUUACGCCCAGUGUUUUAUGCUAGCAGCCAUUUUUAGUUACUAUUUAUAAGCUUUCACCCUCGAUUGCCCGGCUUUAUGGGCUCUGCAGUGUCAGUGUUUUUGUCAGCUGUGUACGCUGUGUUUUUAGCCUCAAGUUUCUGGGUUAGCCCAUCGUACUUUUAUUGUCACAAGUCUUGCCAUUCCAUUUCAUACAGCCAAUUGUGACCCCUUUUUAGUUACACAAUAUUUUCCUGCAUUGCCAGUGAAUGACUGGGGUGACUGGGUGGUUUGUCAUGUUGAACAUGUGAUGAGAAUUACUUAAAAAAAAAAAAAGUUACCACUCAGCCAAAGACAAGUUGAAUCGUCACAUCGGACUGUGCCCACUGGAGAAAUACCUUUUUGAUGCUGCAAUGUCCAUACUCUACACCUGCAUCUCCUCUCCCUCUUCAAGAUUUUUUUCUUGCUACCUGUUUUGGCUUGCAAGUGUCAUUCUGGACUUCUUUUGCGCUUGUUGGUGUUUGUCUAGUCAGGUGUUUCCUUUGACAACAUCAAAAGCAUUCCCAGUUUUUUAUCACUAGUAUGUUGCAGUCUGAUCAAAUGUUUUUGCAAGCAAGAAGUGCUGUGAAACAAGAACUGAGACACUUAUGACCACCAUACUUAUAAUUUUUGUGCUAUUUGGCACUUUAUAUCAAGAGAAGCUCUCUUCAGCAAAGAGUGCAAAGUGAAAUAUGUAAGCACCAGAUUUGCUUGCAUUUCACUUGAGUGGGAUGCUGACUGUCUGGACGAACGCAAAGCCACAUCUCAUCUUGUGGACCCUAGUCCUUAUGCGUUUUGAAUGUGCUCGUGUGGUUGGCGUUAUUUUUCUGCCAUAUUGCACUAUUCCAGUGUUUGUGACACGAGUGACGCGUAUCUGCUUGUGUAGCCCACGUUGACUACAUGACUUCCCUACCAUGUGAACACCGUGGUGCUCUCUAAACUUGAGCUGUCUUUUGUGAAAUGUUUUAAGCACUAGAUCUGUUGUAAAUCCUCAGCUUAGCGUUGCCACACUAGAUGGUGAAUGCUGAAUGUACAGUCAUGUUGCCUUUAUAAAUGGUGUUAUUUUUGCACAUUUCGAAGUUGAUGGCACUGUACUGUGCCAAAUGCAUGCCAGCAAUGUCCAAAAUUAGGGACGCUUAAUUGGCCGUGCUUUGGUACUUUAUUUUGAGGUAUAAAGUUGAAAGUUGUGCGACCAUACAGGCCUUGUUUGUUUUUUCAUUUGUUGAUGUGGUUUCAAAAUGUACAGCUCUCACUGAUACAGUAGAACAACGCUUUGCUAUGAUUAGAUGUGCUACCUGAGCAUACAUAUCAUGAUUGCUUUGGCUGUUGAAGCUCCCCAUUGUCCCGGUUGAGUAACCAUGUUUUAAGUUGUUUAAUUAACAGUGACACAGAGCAAAGCUGUGCCACCUUCUGGCCUCACUUGUAGAGGAGGUCAGAGUUGAGUUAAUGGUACUCUUAGGUGCUUCACACAAGCAAUUUUGCAAAAUCGCUGCCUGGAAAACAAGUUGAAAAAUGCCUAUCUGCUUGAGUGUUCUGCUGCUACUCCCUCAGUGAGUUGACUGUGUGGGUUUGCUUUUCCAAUUUGUUGUGCAGAGUGUGUGUGUGUGCGUGUUUUUUUAUGUUUAAAAGCUCAAUACUUGAAUUUAACAUAUUUCAUUAAACAUGGUUAAAGUGAUUAAAGUGUUAUGUUGUAUGCCACAAAGUCACCACUGCAGACUGUUGACAUCUCUCUUGGUGCAUGUGGAGGGGAUUGAAUCGCUGAGAAUGUGUUGAUUGCUGUCACACAUUCAUCUACACUUUGCCCUGUGAUCAGAGUUAUGCAUGUGCUUUAUGGUCAUUCACCACUUUGCAAGCUCACUGUACAACCUAGAGCUCAUGUUCCAAAUUUUCUUUGUCAGAAUCUGCAGGCUUGUGGGGCAUUAUUUGUUCGAGUGAGUAUUUUGAAAUGUUUUUCUUUUUUUUUUACUACUGCAGUAUUACUGGUCUUAAUGGCUGCCUAGGUCCCCUCCUUUCCUCUUCCAGUAAAUUUUCUUUUUUAUUUCUGAAGAUAUUAAUGCAGCACUAGGAACAACUCAGUUUCAUUUGAAAUCAGUCUAGCAGGCUUUUUCCUUUUGCUUGUAUAGUUGCAAGUAAUUGGUGUUUUGUGUUUUUUCCUUAGCAUAGAAUACCCCUUUCCUGCAAAAAGUGAAAUAUCAUUGAACAGCGAAUGUCUUCCCUUACUGCAAAACACCCAACCUCCAUUUGUCGCGCCAACGUUUCCAUCUACUAUACCCCCUCCUUCCCUUCUUUCUUUCCUGUCCUUUCUUUGCACACAAGCUUGCUCCUCUCCUCCUCCACUUUUGAGGUUGGGAGACAGUGAGCAAAGUGUACAAGAACACGCUGUAAGGAAGCAAGUUGCUGCUCUGGCAAAGACAAGUCCUCUUGUCGAAACAUUCAGCUCCAGUGACUCCCUAUUCAAUGAUUUUUCAUCGCUUCAAGCCUCCAUCUUCCGCUGAACUUCUGUCUUGUUUCGAUUUUUAUUUGCUACUAGAAAUAUAAGGGGUGCAAUGAGUGCUUGAGAAUGUUUGCCAGAAAAAAGGCGCUGUAUUUGUUUAAUUACUGUCAAGCGUUGAGUUGCUCAUUGAAAAUCACCUAUUGGCUUGCAAGAUGCAAACAAACAUGCUGAGAACACUUUUUUUGUUCCGUUUUGAUGCCUACGGUUCCCUGCCUCAGUUGAUUCUGCCUGGAUUUAGCUUGUAUUGCACAUAAAUGGUGAAUUAUGUACCUUGUGCUGGUUUGCUUAAUAGACUACAGGACACAUAGAAGUAACAGUAGUGGAAGCAAUUGUGGCAACGCUUAAUUGAACAUCUCAACAUUUAAGUAAGAGACGAACAUCACUCGGUGACAGGUGAAGAACAGUCGAGACGUCAAGUGCACUCAUUCUCAUUCAAUACUGCAGCUGAAAAGCUGAGCAAGGCAUUCAAUGCCAUGUUGUCAUAAGAGCAUAAUGCUGGUACACAAUUGUAAACAAACAAGGUAAAACUGCAUAGCCAGUAUGUGGAGCAUACGUGAAUGCACCCUUAAAUGAUCAAGAUUCAGGGAUGGCAGUGAACUUUGUGUAAAUGCUCCGUUUCAUAUAGGUUUAUGAUGUGUUGUUUCAUUAACUGCCUGCUUAUCAAUGCACAACAAAGGUGGAAGUGCAGUGGUGGCCUGUUUUCCAUUGAAAUAAAAUAUGUUGAUGUCA
Molecule: messenger RNA, 6019 nt
Organism: Rhipicephalus sanguineus (brown dog tick)
Lineage: Eukaryota; Metazoa; Arthropoda; Arachnida; Ixodida; Ixodidae
Product: zinc finger CCHC domain-containing protein 14
Exons: 11
Coding region: 157-2493 (778 amino acids)
Molecular function (GO): phosphatidylinositol binding; zinc ion binding; nucleic acid binding
Source: RefSeq, a predicted model, not a curated record